ACCUACAUGGCUAGUGUGCACUUUUAUAGUACCAGUUUUAGGUUAAAUAAAAUUUAAAUAAUACAUGUGUCUAUAUCUCUCUCUUGGCACUUGUUACUGCCACCUACUGUUCAGAAAGAGUUUUGUUUCUUCGCGUCUUUACGUCAGAUCUGCGUAGCCAAUGGGAAUCAAGCAAAGGAUUUCCUUAACCAAUCAAAAUGCUCUGCUGGAUUUAAAGGUUUUGAACGGAGGUUUGUUUAAAAUUGAAAAAAGCACCUGAGGAGUGAGGGCUUACUUUAGAUCAAGGCGAUCGACAUCCUUUAUUUACUCUGAUUUCUACCACAUUUAGAUGCAUUUUAUUGGAAACCGUCUCCUGGAUUCUUAUUCAUCGUAGUUUUAUUGCUGGCUUACAAUAGCAUGUGGUUUUAGCACAAGUAAUCAGGAGUCGACGUUGCUAAAGGUUAGCUAGUCAGCUAAACUAAUACCAAUAACGCAACAAGAUCGGGACACACUAAAACUAAAAAAACACUUGGAAGCACCACCCUAGGCAAUGGAUUCUUCCGCAAGGGUCAAAAUGUCUAAGGAAGGCAAGCCACUAAGGCCCGAAGCAAAGACAAAGUUUGAUGGACCAAUGCGUGUUCCAGUAUCACAACAUUCGCAAAUGCCUCAGCGUGUCAUGGGUAGUUCAAAUGGACCCCUGAGACUGCAGCGACCAGUCACACAUCAAAAACCUAUUGUACAUCCCAUGCCACUGCAAAAGACCAGCUCGCAACCAAACCCACCAAAAGUGCAAGAGACAAAAAUGAAGAUGGAGCCGCAAAACACUGUAUCUGAGCCUCCGAAGACUGAGAAGACUCAGAAUAAACCAACAAAGGGAUCACAAAAGCCAUGGAGGCUAGAGAACUUUGAGAUUGGGCGACCUCUUGGAAAGGGAAAGUUUGGCAAUGUCUACCUAGCCAGAGAACGACAAAGCAUGUUCAUCUUGGCUUUGAAAGUACUAUUUAAGAAGCAGCUUGAGAAGGCUGGUGUAGAGCAUCAGCUGAGGAGAGAAGUGGAGAUACAGUCUCAUCUGAGACAUCCCAAUAUACUCCGUCUUUUUGGCUACUUCCAUGAUGCCUCUCGUGUGUACCUUAUUCUUGAGUUUGCUCCCAAAGGACAGGUAUAUAGUGAGCUGCAACGAUGUGGAAGGUUUUCUGAAGAUCGAAGUGCCACUUACAUCAUGGAACUGGCAGAUGCCCUGCAAUAUUGCCACUCAAAGAAUGUAAUUCAUCGAGAUAUCAAACCAGAAAACUUGCUGUUGGGUGCCAAUGGAGAACUGAAAAUUGCUGACUUUGGCUGGUCUGUUCAUGCUCCUUCUGCAAGGAGAUCGACUCUAUGCGGGACUCUAGAUUACCUGCCUCCUGAAAUGAUUGAAGGGAAACCUCAUGACCAAAAUGUUGACCUGUGGAGUCUGGGUGUCCUUUGUUAUGAAUUUCUCAUUGGACAUCCUCCUUUUGAGGCAAAAACUCAUGAGGAUACUUAUCGUAGGAUAUCAAGGGUGGAAUACACAUACCCUCCUCAGUACAACAUCAGUGCUGAAGCAAAAGACCUGGUUGCCAAACUACUGAAACACAACCCUUUGCACAGAUUGCCCAUCCAGGAAGUUUUGACUCACCCAUGGGUUGUUGAAAAUUCUACCAAGACUACCACUUUAAAUCAAGACUCUUCCAGUCAGUGAACAACUCCUCAGUCUUCAGAUGCAUGGUGAAAGACUAGGGGGGUGGAGGAAAAAAUGACUAUUUACUUUGUUAAUUCCAUAUAAUGUGCACCUGGUUUGGUUUGUUUCCAUUUUCGAACAUUUCCAUUCUUUUGUCUGUGUAAAUAUAUUCUUGAAUUUUAAUUAUGAAUCUUUAAAUUUAGAUUAUUUUAAUGUACAGGUGCCUGGCCAGGUGUCACAAGCCUCUAAAAUGUCAUGUUUUGUGCCCUGAUUUGUAGCCAUAAACUACAAGUAACACUUGCAGUGUUACAAUGGAAUAUUUUCCAUAUUAUGAAAGACAUUUGUAUUCACAUCCAGUUUAUAUGGGUUUCUUGCUAGCGGUCAUGGCAGCUUCUAAUACUUGAAUAAAAAUUUGAACAGAAUGUUUGACUGAUCAGUGCAAUGUACAUUUUACAGUUUCAGUGCGUGUCUAAAUUUCUUUUCAAAUCUAAUGUUCAGGCUCUAUAGAAGUGUAGGUACCACCAGAUGCUAUAACCUACUGUGCAUUUGCACUGGCUAUUUUUAAAAAUCCUCACCACCUACUAAUGUGAUCCAUCAGAAUGACCUUUGGUGUGAGCGAAGUCCCCAUACCCCACGUGCAGAUUGUAGACAAUUACUGUACAGCAGCAAUUCUAAACUGCAGGUUGGAGACCCUCACUUAGAUUAAUAUUUGAGUUUGUAAACCCUUGAUGUAAUUCCCGCAAUGACCACUAGGUGACACUGUUUAUACAAGCUAUUUGUAGACUAAUUGAUUUGACUGUUCAUUCUGUUUUAUAUAUUUAAUAAAAUCGGUAUGGCUGCCUGCCUGGA
Molecule: messenger RNA, 2524 nt
Organism: Boleophthalmus pectinirostris (great blue-spotted mudskipper)
Lineage: Eukaryota; Metazoa; Chordata; Actinopteri; Gobiiformes; Gobiidae
Gene: aurka
Product: aurora kinase A
Biological process (GO): regulation of cytokinesis; protein phosphorylation; mitotic spindle organization
Cellular component (GO): spindle midzone; chromosome passenger complex; spindle microtubule
Molecular function (GO): protein kinase activity; ATP binding
Source: RefSeq, a predicted model, not a curated record